AUGGAUCUUUCAAGUAUCAUCCCCCCCAUUGGCGAGGAAGGUUUUGCAGUUAGUCAUGGUGGCGGGGAGAUGGAGCUCUAUGAGGAACUGGGCCAUGCCUUAUCAUGCCAACAAAUUCAUAUUGAUGAUUGUGACCGUCAUGACCAUACAGCCAGACUUGUAUAUGCAUGGGCAGACCAAUACGAAGCCCUUCAUCCCUCAACACAAGUAUCCCAGCUUCCGAAGACACCUUUUCAAUAUGCAUUGUUGACAUCUUCACAAGGUGUCUUUAGUCAUUGCUUGCCACACAUUAAUGUGUCUCUCAUGACACGUGGGUGUAUAGGCUCAUCGCCAUUGCAGCCAACUGUGGCCAUUACCAUACGAACACUUGAGGCUUAUCGUCAAAUGCAUCGUGUAUGCCUGAGGCUCAGUAUCCACGCAGAGGUGAAGAAGUUAUGUCACUUGCACGGUGUUCAUUAUGGUCGGUAUUUAGCCAAACAAUUUCGUGUUGCCUAUGACAUAUAUCUAGAACUUCUGCGGCGGGUGUCUCUUCAUGUCUCACAAGCCCUUGGACACACUGGUCCUAACUGGUGUGCAUGCAAUUCGUGUCCCUGUUGCCACUACAAAGUCCAGGAUGAACCCAAGCUGAGGUUUCCCUUUGAGAUCGCACUGGAUGGUAAUAACUCAGCAAAGUUUGUAGACCCUGCAUUACGUGGAGGAAACAUAUGGAUUGAUGAAGAAUAUGUUGAUCGAUUCAAGGAUGAAGUCAAGAACACUCAACACUCCCACUGUCCAAACACCUUGACCCCUGCUGAUAUUGAUUCAAAUGAACCAGUCAACAUUUGUGUUGACCGAUGGCGUAAUGCCACACCCGAGGCCCGCAAGCGAAUGUUCUCUGUUUUCCAGAAGUCUGGUAUUUUUGUUGCAGUGUGCCAUCAUGGAUUCCUUUUGUCUAUAUGCGACAUGGUCCGCAGUGGCGAGCUGUAA
Molecule: messenger RNA, 966 nt
Organism: Suillus paluster
Lineage: Eukaryota; Fungi; Basidiomycota; Agaricomycetes; Boletales; Suillaceae
Exons: 7
Coding region: 1-966 (321 amino acids)
Source: RefSeq, a predicted model, not a curated record